AUGGACAAGAUCGAGGUGAAGCGGCUGGCCUACACGCACCAGGGGCGCACCAUCUACGAGUGGGAGCAGACGCUCGAGGAGCUCCACGUCUACAUCCGGCCGCCGCCCGGCGUGACGGCAAAGAUGGUGAGCUGCACCAUCCGGCCGGGCGAGAUGACCCUUGGCAUUAAGGGGAACCCACCCUUCCUGAGCGAGCGGUUCGAGUCGGGAGUCAACUCGGACGAGUCGAUGUGGUGCAUGGAGGACGGGGAGCUGCACAUCAUACUGACGAAGGUGUCGCGCGGCGUGCCAUGGUCGGCCGUUGACCCCUUUACGCAGUCGGAGGUGCAGAAGUCGCUGAUGCUCGAGCGCUUCCAGGAGGAGAAUCCCGGCUUCGACUUCUCCGGCGCCACCUUCAAUGGGCAGGUGCCGGACCCAAAGACGUUUAUGGGCGGCGUCGGGUACAAGUGA
Messenger RNA from Emiliania huxleyi CCMP1516, 450 nucleotides. RefSeq lists its product as hypothetical. Lineage: Eukaryota; Haptophyta; Isochrysidales; Noelaerhabdaceae. The transcript is spliced from 3 exons. The record is from RefSeq and is a predicted model, not a curated record. Gene Ontology annotation, biological process: protein folding. The coding region runs from base 1 to 450 and encodes 149 amino acids. Gene Ontology annotation, cellular component: cytoplasm.